Plutella xylostella (diamondback moth) is the source of this 2792-nucleotide messenger RNA. Lineage: Eukaryota; Metazoa; Arthropoda; Insecta; Lepidoptera; Plutellidae. The record is from RefSeq and is a predicted model, not a curated record.
UAAACGUGGCGGCCGCAAGCGUCAAGUUAUGGCGUUUCCCAAAAUCUUUUUAAAAUAAAUUCUUAGUUAUUUAGUAAAUGGUAUCAAUGAUAGUGAGAUUAUUUGCAUCAUUAAUAUGAGCGGUAGAUAUUACGACUUCGGUAGCGGGAUAUCAUGUUGACAUGAGAUGGUCGCUCGUCAACAAUGGUUAAAACACGGUCUUCAGCGAGGGUAGUAAGCUCAACGCAGGGUGCGUCCGCCGAAAAUGGAAGCGCCGAGCUUAGAUCGCGCCUCAAAGAUCGCUCUCAGAAGAGUAACUCCUCUAGGAACAACCAGCUGUCUUCAAGCGGGGGCGGGUCCGGGCAGGGCCAGGGCAAGGACCCUCUGGCGCCGGCGCUGCCCUCCUCGCGGGGACUCUACCAGCAGCACCCCGCUGCUAGUGGAUACAACACACAGGACUCCAGGGGACAGAACAUGUCACAGUCUGUCUCGCAAGCCCGUCAGAACGCAGCCAUGUAUGCAAGCGGCAUGUACCACGGCUACGGCGGCGGCGGCGGCGGCUCGCUCGCGCCCAUGCCCGCGCCCUCGCCCUCCGCGCCGCUCGCGCCCUACCCCGUGCAUCCGGAUGUCAAGUUUAAGAAACUCCCGUUCUACGACGUGCUGGCCGAGCUGAUGAAGCCGUCCACCAUGAUGCCCAUGCAGGUGGGCCGCAUGCAGGAGGGCACGUACGUGUUCCACCUCACCCCGCAGCAGGCCACCGAGAUAGCUUGUGGCAAGGAUAUCGUGGGCGCUGGGAACAAACUGGAUUAUGUUAUACAGGCACAGCUACGGUUCUGCCUUCUAGAAACAUCUUGCGAGCAGGAUGACCACUUCCCGCCUAGCGUUAAUGUCAAAGUAAACAAUAAGAUGUGUCCGUUACCAAACCCAAUACCAACCAACAAGCCAACACCAGAGCCGAAACGGCCACCGCGCCCGGUCAACAUCUCUUCCCUGGUCAAGCUAUCCCCAACCGUGGCCAACACCCUCCACGUGACUUGGGCCUCGGACUUCACUCGCGCCUACGUGCUAAGUGUCUUCAUGGUGAGGAAACUGACCUCGGCUGAGCUGCUGCAGCGGCUGAAGAAUAAGGGGACCAAGAAUCCCGAUUAUACUCGGUCACUUAUAAAAGAGAAGCUCUCCGAAGACUACGACAGCGAGAUCGCCACCACUUCCCUCCGGGUCUCACUAAUGUGUCCUCUCGGCAAGAUGCGCAUGUCGGCCCCGUGUAGGCCGGCCGCGUGCCCGCACCUGCAGUGCUUCGACGCGAGCCUGUUCCUGCAGAUGAACGAGAGGAAGCCCACGUGGCUGUGCCCCGUGUGCGACCGCCACGCGCCCUACGACGAGCUCGUGGUCGACGGCUACUUCCUCGAGGUCCUCACCUCCUCCCGGCUAUCGUCAGACUGCAACGAGAUCCAGUUACACGCGGACGGGUCGUGGUCGGCGCACGCCCCGCCGCCGCGCCCCGCCGCGCCGCCGCCCGUUGAGCCCGUCACGCUUAUAUCUGAUGAUCUGGAAGUGAUCCCUGUAGACGGCAACGGGACGGGCAAGCGGGCGGCAGUGGGCGACGCGCGCACCCCCAAACCCACUGAAGUGUUGGUUGACUUGACUUCAGACUCGGAAGACGAGCAGCCUCUCAAGCGGAAGCAGCCGAAGGCGCCCGCCGCGCCCGAGGUCACGGUUAAGACUGACGACGGAUAUAAUUCUAGCACGCCAGUGGAAGCGGUCUCCUCCAGUGGGUACCUGAGCCCGGGCGGCGCGGGAGUCAUCUCGCUGGACAGCCCGUCCCCGCCCGCCUCGCCGCCCGCCCAGAGCGACGCGCCGGCCGCGCCCGCCCCCGCAGCGGCGGCGGCGGCGGAGGCGCGCGGGGAGGACGCGGACGCGGCGCCGGCGCACUGGCAGCCCUUCGCUGACUCCGAGCGCGACAACGACGACUCGUAUAGGAGGUACUGACUGAGGGAGAAGAGUGGUCGCCCCUCGUACGCGAGCGGCCACUCUUCUGAAGAGGAACAGGAGCCUUCGUACCCGGAAGUGCCGAUCUUACCGCCGUAAGCGGUCUCACCCAGACAACAAACCCACCCGGAGAGAUGACGUUUAGGGGACUCGCUAAACGUAACAAUUUGAACCAGUCGGUUGAGAGAUAGUACAAAUAUAUAUUGUGUCUCUAAGAUAGACAGGUUGUUGGAAAUUUGGUAUCGUAAGCUGAAAGAGGUGGCUUUACACAAUCUUUUGGAAAUUCGUAUAAUGACUCCCUGACUCACGCCCUUUCGACUGUACUUUUUAUGCAGCACCUGUAUAACUGCUUAGGUUACGUUUAGCGAGGCUUCUAUUUGAACUUAGUUUCAAAGUACUGCCGGACAGUCGUUGUGACAAAUGAAUUGCGACAGUCUUUAUAAGCGAAGUUUAAAACAACACGCAAGAGUUCACUUGACUCCCCACCCGUACCGCGAACGCAUCUGCGGUCAUAAGUUUACUUUUGCGUGUUGUUGUACGUUGAUAUACAUACAUACUUGGUGUGUGUAAAGAAGACACUUCCACCUACAUACCGGCCUCACUUUUUAAAUAUAAGAGUGUGGCUUUAGCCUAAUACUGAAUCUUCGACUUUUAUGAAAAUGAUUUGCAUUAGCGGCUUAGGACUAUCUGUGACUGAUUCUUGGAUUGGACUGAAAUUCAAAAAUGGUGCGACAGUGGUUAUUUUGUCUUUGCCUAUGCCUGGAAAUUAAAACGUUCGAAAAGAUGAAAAUUUUUGGAUCUUUUCGGAUUUUUUUAAGAUACUA